AUGACAGCGGUGCUCAAGAAAGAGCUGCGGUGCCGCAUCGCAUCUCGCCUAAAGCAGAUGUCCAACGCUAAUGUCGCGGCGCAGAGCUGCUUGUUGGCUGAAAAAGUAUGCGCGCUGCCAGAGUUUGUGCGCGCUCGUGGAAUCAGCGUGUAUCUGGAGAUGCCCGGAGAAGCGGCCACGUCAAAGCUGCUAGAAGCCGCGUUUACCGCGAAUAAGAAGGUGUUUGUACCAAAGAUAUUGGGCCCGUCGGCAGAUGAUCUCAUGAUGGUGCAGGCAAACUCCAUGGAGGACAUCCGCAGCUUUCCAAAGGAUAAGUGGCAAAUUCCAGAUCCACCUUUACUUACGGACAGCGACGUACCACGCGAUGAUGCCCUGCACGGCAACGAUGUGGAUCUCGUUCUGUUGCCUGGUGUAGCUUUCGAUCGUAGAGGAGGACGCCUUGGCCAUGGAAAGGGAUACUAUGAUUCGUUCCUGCGCCGACUGACGGCGCAUUUUGACACGAUUGGGCAUCGUCCGCCUACAACUGUUGGUCUGUGUCUGAUACCGCAGCUCGUCAAGCAAGUGCCGUUAGCAUCGCAUGACCGCAUGAUCAAUCUUGUUGUCACACCCGAAGAGGUCAUCCGUGUCGGUUCUGAUUGCCAAUAG
Hyaloperonospora brassicae is the source of this 645-nucleotide messenger RNA. NCBI's taxonomy places the organism in Eukaryota, Oomycota, Peronosporomycetes, Peronosporales, Peronosporaceae. The record is from the annotation of a GenBank genome assembly.